Molecule: messenger RNA, 1425 nt
Organism: Colletotrichum chrysophilum
Lineage: Eukaryota; Fungi; Ascomycota; Sordariomycetes; Glomerellales; Glomerellaceae
Exons: 6
Coding region: 1-1425 (474 amino acids)
Molecular function (GO): FAD binding
Source: RefSeq, a predicted model, not a curated record
AUGUCCUCCGAAGCUCAUGCGAAAACGGUUCAGGCCUUAGAGCCUCUGAUCCAACUUCUGAGUCCGGGCUCUGUCUUGACUCCCAAAGAUGAGGCUUAUACACAUCACUCCGAGCCAUUUGCAAUUCAAAAGCAGCAAAACCCCGCAGUCGUCCUUGUUCCGGGCUCGGUCAACGAGCUCUCGGAAAUCGUCCGCUUUCUUUACGCCUCGGACCUGGAUUUCGCCAUCCGAGGACAUGGGUUCAAGUCGCCGUCGGCUAGAGACGUGGUGAUCAGCAUGAUGAACUUCAAGGACAUCAGCUACGAUCCAGUCAAGAAAAUCGCCACGGUUGGUGCAACUGCUACCUGGUCAGAGGUGGUGACAUACAUGGAUAAAGUCGACCCGGAGUACUCCGUACCUGUGGCUCGCACUCCAGCGAUUGGUGUCGCUGGGGCUAUCCUGAAUGGCGGUAUUUCUUGGAUGUCCACCGAGUAUGGCUGCAUUUGCGACCCGGUCAACUUCCUCGACGCGGAGGUUGUGAAGUAUGACGGCACCGUCGUUAUGGCAUCUCAGGAGCCUGAUCUCUUGUGGUCCCUGAGAGGCAGUGGCGGUGGCUUUGGAAUCAUCACCAAGGUCAUGCUUCGGGCACACCAGUAUCCAACAGAUAUCUGGUCCGGCCUGGUUAUGGUGCCACGCAAAUGGUUACCGCAGUUGAUAGACGAGAUGGUUGAGUUCAACCACUCAGUGCCCCACCCCAAAAUUACCUAUUUCAUGUACUUGCUGCCCGAAAGACUUCUUCACACAAUUCUAGAACAGGAAGAGCCGGACGCUGGGGACGCGGUGAUUUUCCACGUGUAUGAUGCACUUGGGGAGAAGCAUGGUCGAGCAGCGUUUAGCUGGGUGCUUGAUAAACCCGGCGCCAUCGACCGAACCAGGAUCACUAACAUGAAGGGUGUCGUCGACAUGCAGCGAAACGCCGCCGUCCUUCGAGGCAAGAUGAAGACAUUGUAUGCGCCGAUGGCUCUCCCCGACGUGGAUCGAGACACUUUGAAUCGAGCAGUUGCAUUCUACGACAAGCUAGGGUCUCUGGAUAAAUCCAUUCAGGACAUCUCUAGUGUAGUUUUUGAAUGCCUUUUGCUGCGCCCUCCAAUUGGAGGCACAGCCGAAGUUGCCUGGCCUCGGGCUCCAGGUCUGAACCAUCUUUUGCUCCUCAUCGCAAGCUGCCCCGGAGAUGGUACGAAAGAGCAGGAAGAGCUCCUUCGGAAAAUUUCUAUCGAUGCGCCUAAAGAGGUUUUAGAAGAUAAGCUUGGCCUGGCGGAGGUUAACCCUGCUGGUCUCGAACUUGAUUAUCACAGUGCCAAGGCAGUGUACAGAGAACAUUACGAGAAGCUGCUUGCACUUAGGAAAUUGUAUGACCCGAAGUCACGGUUCAAGUCCUUCUUCUAG